This is a messenger RNA of Paraglomus brasilianum, 405 nucleotides long. NCBI's taxonomy places the organism in Eukaryota, Fungi, Glomeromycota, Glomeromycetes, Paraglomerales, Paraglomeraceae. The record is from the annotation of a GenBank genome assembly.
AUGGCCACAAUUACGCUAAUCACCACCGCCAACAUUCCAGAUGAUCUUAUCUCGGAACUGUCUGACAUUGGCAAACGGCGGUUUUGUCAACAAAGAUCUCGCGUUCAGGUCAUCUGCACCAAAUCAGAUCACAUGAUGUUCAACGACGAUUCGGCCAGACCCUCGUUCGUUCUUUACGUGAACGCUAUCAACUUGGACUCCCUCAUUAAGCCUGAAAAACAGGAAACUGUCCGAAUGUUUACGGAAUGUCUUACAAACUACCCAGGAUUCGAUCAAGAUAGAGGUUAUGUCCUGUUAGGAGACCCUGGGCAGAAUAAUUGGGGACUUUCGGGAGAUCUGAUUCCCGACGACCGAAAUGUGAGACAACGAGAUGUGAGACAAAAUGAUGAUGUCGUCAUUCGGUAG